Molecule: messenger RNA, 435 nt
Organism: Orbilia oligospora ATCC 24927
Lineage: Eukaryota; Fungi; Ascomycota; Orbiliomycetes; Orbiliales; Orbiliaceae
Exons: 2
Coding region: 1-435 (144 amino acids)
Source: RefSeq, a predicted model, not a curated record
AUGGCGUCUCCACCGGUUCAAAACCCAAGUUCAGAAUACCCGAACACCAACCAGCCUGGCGAUGAAGAGGUACACUUCUGGCCAACCGAUAGUCCCGAAGAGCAACAAAAUUUGAGCGAGCUUCUCCAGUCGGACUUUGGAUCCCUCGGGGUUCUGGGCGUUAAUAUGAAUGGCCCCAGGGUAGUUUGUACCGGGUGUGGAAAACUCUCCGGUUUCGAUGACGUUGUGUCAACGGCUCUUAAGACCGGUGCUCAUACUGUGACGUAUAUGGUGGAUGCUAUUAGGAGCGGCAGGUUUCUCCCAUCCAACCAGCAUGAAAAUGUAUACUGCUACAAGUGCGGAGAGGCAUGGCCGAAGAGAUGGGGGUGGCCAAGAUAUGGGGGCUGGUUAGUGCGGGGUCCGGAUCUCGGUUCUGAUCUACAAUUAGCUGAGUGA